Molecule: messenger RNA, 4749 nt
Organism: Cylindrotheca closterium
Lineage: Eukaryota; Bacillariophyta; Bacillariophyceae; Bacillariales; Bacillariaceae
Source: the annotation of a GenBank genome assembly
AUGACAGAAGAAGGAAACUCAGCGCACUACAUCAAAGGAAUAAACCUAAUUGAGAAGCUGGUGCAAGCCUUCCAAAGCAUUGAAUCUUCUCAGGAGGAUUUCUCCGUCAGCAUCAAUCUUUUGGACGAUCAAGAGAUUUUGUCAUCACUAUGUGGAAUGUCCCUAUGUGAUUUUCAAAUGACUCAUCUGUCAGUCGAGGAUGUCCUUUUUUUUCAAACUUACCACCAUGGUUUUGAAAUUGUGGCGUCCAAUGAGGAAUUGGACCACACUAAUGAUCAUAGUAUUGAAUUAGAUGACUGUGAUUCCAGUUUGGGCAAUCAAUGGAAGAUCCAACAGCUUCCUCUUGAUUCAAAAAGGACCAUCCACCAUAUGACUGGAAUUCUUCAUCGCAAGCUUGCUCCUUUCUGGGCUCCCAAAUUCGAAGAAAAGUGGACCAAAAGCCUUGUUGGAAAAAAAAGCUUUUGGCAAAAAGGUGUACUCCAUGGUGUUUACAAUCCACAGGCCAGCAGGUUUGACAGGAUCAAUUUGUCAACAAUAAACUGGCGUGUGGGAUACAUUUGGAGGACUUUAGACAGUAAUGCAGAGACGGCCCCUGGAGGAGGUCCCAGUAUUGAUGAAAUAGGAAAGCUUUGGCUCAAUGAAUGUGAGCCAAUACCACAACCGCAUGCAGAAAGGAAAUGGCUGGAACACCGUUCUAGUCUGGUCUAUGCCAUCGACGAGAAAGCCAGAGUUGUCAUACCAGACAUGUAUCACAAAUACAAUAUGAGGAAUCUGCCUCCUGAAUUGCAGUUCCUUCAUGACUCUGUCAAGUUGGCAAAACCUCUGCUGGAGAUGCUGAACUUUGACAAUGUGACAUGUGGGUCCCUGCUGCAUGGUCAGUGUUUUUCAAUACCGUUUCUAGUUUGGACUUAUUUCAAGGGCAUCGAUGAGGGCAAAUAUAUGGUCGAUCCAACAAGAUCAGGCAAUGCCCCAGACCGUCUGUUACGCGUGAGCUCUGUGGAUGCUCUGGAGGAUCUUGAUCAUGACAAAUGUGAUGAAGUCUUUGUUGUUUUUGGAACCCAACCUCCACAACUCAUUCGGGCCCAUCCAUGCACUGAAUGGGAGAAGGCUAUACUACAGUGUAUGAAUUCAGAGGAGCAAUGUAGGUCCAAAUUCAUUGGAGACUACUACACAAACCGCAGAGGUGGUGUCUACGCUGAAAAGAACACACCUGUGCCUAAGGUUUACAAUUUACUAGUACUGGCAGUUGGAAAUGAUGGAUUUGGCUGGCAUUCUGACGAAAGGGAUAUGUUAUUCUCUGAAGAUGCAAGCCUUCCAGCAAAUAGUUCCUUCAAGAAACGCCAUCUUAGGGUCCCUACUGCGUUCUUUCAAAAUAGCGACCAAGGGAAUUGUGCUCUAUCCUUCAGACAAGGAAGUGGAGCAUCAUCAAUGCAUAGAGUAAAGAAUGUAUUGCUGGGCCCUGCUGGAAUUCAUUGGCAAGGUGACUACAACCAGGUGAAACUCCGCCACAAGGCUGCAACAAGGAUGCAAUGUAAAGGUGGUGCAAGGUUCUACCGACUCACUGUAUCCUGCAGAGAAUCCCCUGGGAAACUUCAGAAAGAGGGUAUGAAUCGUCUUCUUUCUUGUUUCCCAAACCUCCAAAAAUUUGACCACAAAUGGCAGUACACCAUCAGAAUCAACUUUCUAAAGUCGGCCUCUCCUCUGUCGAGUACUGCUCGUGAAGGUCUGGCUGCCCAUUUUCCUGGCCUUCUUGCUGAUGAUGACUCUUCCAACAAUGCAUAUAAACAAGUGCUCCCCACAACUGUUGUUGCCGGCAUAGACGAAUUGAACCAUCGGAAGAAGCAUCAAUCAGCCCUACUCCACAAAAUAUCUGACUUGAAUAAAGCCAAUUAUGGAACAAGAGCGCAUGCUGGUCCCCUACCCCCUGAGUACCCAUUGCAAAAGAAACCAACACUGGCCAUGGACAAGACUCCACUUGCCAUGAAAAUCUCUUCUGGUCCUGUUCUUUCCAAGUUUGAAGCGGAUGGUUACCGUGUUGGUGUACAGGUGAAGGAUAACAGUCGUGUAUUCUGGCAGGGUACAAGAUUCGGCAAUGGAAUGCAGCCAAAAGCGGGAGACUUUGUGGAUCGUCAGGACGUGGGAUCCAUGUUUGGUUUGACAGAUAACGGACGAAUAGUCGAACCCUUUGGUAGCAAUCCAAUGACACUGAAUUGCAUUCACCUGUCCAAGCCACUUCGGGCCAGUCUCUUGUCUUCAAACCUGCGGGAACGGCGUGGGCCAUAUCAAGAUUUUCUUUCUGCAGAAAAUAGAAAAGGUUUUGACGUUUAUCUUAGGGGUGGGGCCCUCUCAUCCCCUGGUGCCUCAGGUCCUGUUGUGGAUGCACCAGUAGUUGUUGCCAAUGGAUCAGCUGGGGUCUCACACAUCAUGCCAACUAUACAGUCCAUUGGAGAGAAACACAAUGCGGCCCUUUUGACGGCUUGUCUUCUUGACAAGGUAGUUCACGUUUUUGUGACAGAUCACCAGUUACCUGAAAGUGAAAGAGUUGGUGAGUGUGCCGAUGGUGGACAGUAUACUCAAAGUGGCUACUGUGGAUGCUACAGAUUGCAAUCAGCUGCGACUGUUCCACCAAUGAGCUUGACAGAGAUGCAAUCUUACCUUAAUGCUGUAAAGGAGAAGUACGGUUCAGAAAUUAGCCACUCUGAGCUUACCAUUGCUAAUCUUUCCUUUCGGUCACAGAAGUGUUUCUGUAUCACAUUGGUGCCCAUCAAUCAAGCAUCUGUGCCUCACAAAAAUGACUUCAAGAUCAAAAUGGAAGAUAAACGAUGCAUCUGCUUCCCCAUCCCCCAUCAUUCAAAACCGGAUGAAUUUUGCAUUGGUGCAGAUAAGGAGAUCGGAACAGUUCUGGAUGAUCCUCUCAACAACAGUGAACUCAUAAUGACCCAACCAUCCAGGAGAACUAUCAAUCCACAAAAUAUGCCACUGAUCCUUUCAGGAAUGCUUCUUGCCACUGCCUUUCGGGCCACCCGGCUAAAUGUUGACACAAACGGAAAGGUCGGUCCCCUUGUCGACCAAUAUGAAGACAGCCAGUUUGAAAUCCCAAUGUACAAAAGAAGUUUUGUAAAUGCUUCUGAAAACACAGCCUACUUGUCUACCAUUGGUCCAAUAUUCCAAAAUCAUCCUUUCCCUUCUCCCCUACGUUGUGUGGAUGCCAAGGUUGCAAUGCUUCUUGAAGAAUAUCCAUCAACAGAGCGUUUGUCCCGGAAUAUGAAUUGGAUAAGGCAGCCUAUUAAAGACGAUCCUUUGCGACUGGUCCGGCACUGUAUGUUAACUGAGGUAAUUGGCAAUGCAAGGACACUACAUCUGUGGAGAAGCAGUUACUCAGAUGAGGAGCAAGGGGAAAAUGUGGAGACGGAUCAUUACCAAUGGAUUUUCCCUUCAACUGAACCUGAACUGGAAUCAUUUUUGGAAUUGAUUACAAUAGCAGGUCAGCAGGGUGAGGUGGAUGGUAAACGAAUCAUGAAACGGUUCCUGCAUGGGCAGUAUUGUCAAAAACAUUUCAUAAAACAACCAUCGGAUCUGAUCACUGUUGUAAGGGCCAUAUGGUCCAUAUCCAAAGUGCUUUUGGACCAACUGUGCACAAAUUGUGAUCUUACUUUCGAAUCUUGUGUGAAGUUUUUAAUGGAAAGCUUUGAUCGCUAUCAUCAGCUGCCAUCAUCAAAACAUCAAGUGGCAUCAAUGCUUAGCAACAUAGACAUGUUGCUAGCUGGGGAGCCUUUUGGAUCAGCAGUGACUUCGUUCCGGGGCAAGGGCUCAAAGUAUGGUGCAGAUCUCCUGGAUUCUGUUGCACUUGUGCAAUGGUUGAACAGGAGAAAAGUCCAAACCAAUGGAACCAAAUCUGAAGAGCAGCUGAUCCUGUUGUGGUUGUCUGUUCGUGUGAAACUGUUUGGUGAUUUCAUGGAUUGGCUUCAUGUAGACAGCAGGACAGGAGCACUAAUGGUUACAUAUUCAGGAAUGAAGGCAAAUGUCUUUGAUGCAGAACACAUUCUCUGCAAGUUCUACAUUUACAUGGAGUACAGUGGUGGGGGGGCUAGGGCGUUUUCUAACAAGCCCAUGUGGCGGAAAGACAAUUGCCACCCCAUUCUUGGUGUGGAAUUCAAAAAUCUAAGCAGCUACAUGGUCAACAAUGUUGUGAAACAAUUUGCUAGUCGGAUGGACAUGGAGGGUCUACAGGUGAGAAGGCGGGUAUCUGGUUUGCUUUCCAACAGCAACAGUGAACUCCUAGAGGAAAUGAAAGACAUAUGCCAAAGGGCACUUGAAACUGGAGCUACACGAGAAACUUUUACUCGAAAUUCUGACCCUGUGGACCGUGGUUUGAACGCUCACAUCCAUAAUGUUGGAUACAUGGUAUCUCAUCAAGCAUACAACAAAUUGGCUGGAGAGGUAGAUUGCAACGGUGCCACUGAUCUGAGGUUGGCAACAUUAGCAGAAAGAAAGCAUGGUCGCCUACUACCCUCCCUGGAGGACUGUGUUGAUCUGCAUGCCACACUCACAGAGAGGCGGUUUGAACUACCUGGGGGCACAUUCCACUCUCCAGCCUAUGACACCGAAGACAUUUCCUGCUCCACAAUGUUUGGGUGGCAUUUGGAUAAGGGUGGGGUUUCAGAUGUCGUUCGGUUUGUCCCCGUUGAGGGUCACUUUUAUCUGUUCAUUGAGGAAUCUCAAAAGCUGGGAUACCAACGCAUUGGCUGA